Molecule: messenger RNA, 549 nt
Organism: Danaus chrysippus (African queen)
Lineage: Eukaryota; Metazoa; Arthropoda; Insecta; Lepidoptera; Nymphalidae
Source: the annotation of a GenBank genome assembly
AUGUGGGGUGAUCCUUUAUUGAUAGUAUUUAUUUCAGUAUGUACUGCUUUCUUGGGAGAAGGACUCACAUGGAUAUUGGUGUAUAGAACUGAAAAGUACCAAAAAUUAAAGGUAGAAGUUGAACGCCAAAGUAAGAAGUUGGAGAAAAGAAAAGAAGCACAUGGUGAUUCAUUGGAUAAGCAACACAAGAAAAAAAUUGAACGUGAAGAAGAGAGGCUGAAAAAUAAUAAUAGGGACCUAUCACUAGUUAAAAUGAAAUCCAUGUUUGCUAUUGGUUUUGCAUUUACAGCUUUACUGAGCAUGUUUAAUAACAUAUUUGAUGGCAGAGUGGUAGCAAAGCUUCCUUUUCACCCAAUAUCCUGGAUCCAAGGUCUCAGUCACCGUAAUCUACCUGGAGAUGACUACACUGACUGCUCAUUUAUUUUUCCUAUACAUUUUAUGCACAAUGAGCAUAAGGCAAAAUAUUCAAAAGCUACUCGGAUUUGCACCAUCCCGUGCAGCAUCUCAACAAGGUGGAGCCCUUUUUGCAACCCCUCCAGCUCAAUUUAA